Messenger RNA from Cynoglossus semilaevis (tongue sole), 7108 nucleotides. RefSeq names its product LIM domain only protein 7. Gene Ontology annotation, molecular function: protein binding. Bases 1094 to 5596 code for a protein of 1500 amino acids. Gene Ontology annotation, biological process: regulation of signaling; regulation of cell adhesion. The record is from RefSeq and is a predicted model, not a curated record. The transcript has 30 exons. NCBI's taxonomy places the organism in Eukaryota, Metazoa, Chordata, Actinopteri, Pleuronectiformes, Cynoglossidae.
GAAGAAAACAAUAUAUACUGCGCCAGCAACUGUCAUGGCGGGAGCUACACAUAAGUCCACUAACAGCCUAUACAUUUGAACAGGCAAAAGAAAAAGAGACCUAGAACCUAAAACGGUUGGGGCGUGUGACGUCAGAGGCUGAAAUGGUUCGCCGCUCGCUUUAAAAGCCACAAGCGUACUGCAUUCAUACAUGUACUGCAUUUUAAAUGCAAACCAACAGGAUCGAUCUGAGCUGUUAUAUUUUACCGUGAGUCAUAAUGGAAGUACUACGUAAUAUGUGUUGCGGUUGGUAAAAUUGACAACAAACAACUGCUGUACAGUACAUAUAAGGAGGAGCAUCUACUGUAACAAAAACCCCUGCGAUGCAUAUUAACCACCGCUGGGUGGUACUGCCGGAUAGUAGCGUGAACAAAAGAGUGCGUAGCUGUUUUCGCUCAAACUUGGAAUCUUUGCUCGCAAACUUCUGCAGACUGUACAAACCACAGGCUGGUGUUAGUAGUUGAGUCGUAGUCUCAGAUUGUUAUUUGUUGGCAGAAAUGCAGUAGAUUUUCUCCGUUGUUGUGAUUUUAGUCCGCUGUCAUGGCAACAAAGGGAAAUUCAGGUGUCAUGAAGGAAUCACAAGGUGAGGAAAAAUAGACCCGCUCACAGAGCCACGGGGCAGAACCCUUUCUGCUGCCCCUCCAGCCUCCAGCCUCCUGCGGUUUAAAGCUCCACUCCUCUCAGCCGCUCCUCCUGUCGGUGUGUAAAGGUGGAGUUAAGCGAGCGCAGUCCAAGGAAACCACAGGUGGAGUUCAGGUGUGUCGGACAAAAGAAGCAGACGGAAGCUACAGGAGUAGGAGUAGUAGUAGGAGGAGGAGGAUGAUGAUACCAAACGGAAUGCAUGACUGUUGAAACACCUUGCAUUCAUUUCUUGAUGAGCUGCAUGAAACAAUAGGAGACAUAUUUGCUGAAGGAGCAGUUCCUGUGUGGUCUGUCACUUGUGAGCCCGACAGAAGUUUAGACCGCCGUCUGUAUUCACUGGCUGCGGAUCCAGGAGUUUGGACAUUCACGUUUAUUUUUCAACAGACAUCGAACUGAUCCAACUGGGACUGUGAUGGAGUGGAGAGAACAGUCUGCGGUCGGCUGCCAAGAAGCCUUCAUGGAGGCGCAGCGGUGGAUAGAGGCAGUAACCAAGAAAAAUUUUGGGAGCCAGGACUUCCGAUCAGCGUUGGAAAACGGCGUUCUCCUGUGCGAUCUAGUCAACAGAAUCAGGCCUGGACUCAUCAAGAGGGUGAACCGACUUCCUACACCUAUCGCUGGACUGGACAACCUCAACGUCUUCCUCAGGGCCUGCGGGAGACUUGGACUAAAGGAAGCUCAGCUCUUUCACCCCGGUGAUCUUCAGGACUUGUCCACGAGAGUCACAGUCAAGGAUCAGGAGACUGACAGGAGGCUGAAAAAUGUGCUGAUCACUAUUUACUGGCUUGGCAGAAGAGCUCAGUGUGACAGUUUCUAUGAUGGGCCUUACCUGAACUUCAAGGCCUUUGAGGGAUUAUUAGGGACAGCACUGUACAAGGCUCUGCACGAGUCGGCCACUCAGAAAGGCAGCAGUGUCCGAGACAGUGGUUUUGGUGAUAGUUGGUACUCAGAGCGAGAGGAGAUCUGCCAGCUCAGAGAAGUAGGAGGAGAAGGAGGACGGAGCAGCUGCAGCAGCGGUGGCAGCGGCAGUGGACACAGGAGAGACGACUCCCUGGACAGUUUGGACUCUUUAGGUUCCAGACCUCACAGUAUCUCCUCUGAUACCACUCUUAAAGGCAGCAGUGAGGGCUGUUGCAGUGACCCGGAAGCAGACUCUGAACACAGGAUGGCUGACAGCAAGGACAACAUCAGUUACCGCCGCUCGGCCGUCAUCGCACCCAAGACCACCACCCAGUUCAACCAGUUCCUGCCCACCAAAGACAAAUCGUCAGGGUACAUCCCUCCUCCUCUGAGGAAGAAACGGGCCGAACGAAAUGAGGAUAAUCGGCGCAGUUGGGCAAAUCCCAUCUACACUGAGGAGGACGGGACCCUCACCAGAAACAACCAAACUGAGGAGAGUACGGACGAUGGGAGUAAAUCCACCAGUGACCUCCCUGUUAAUCCAUCCAUCUUACGGCAGCUCAGCUACGAAGAGAUGGAGAAGUUCCGUGAGCAGCAGAAGGCAAAUGAUGAUGUCUGGGAGGAUGCCUUGAGCAAAUGGAAGACCAGGCGCAAGAGCGUCAACUCUGACAUUGUGAAGAAGAAAGAGGAGCGUGAGAAGAUAGAGCAGAUCACUUUUGGCAACAGCAGAAGGUCUAAGACCUUCAAGGAGAUGCAAGAGGAGAGAGAAAGUAAAGCCACAGGCAGUCGUCUUGCAUCGCUCUCUUACACAGACAACGACGACGUAUUUGAGAGACCUGUCAUCUCCCCUCGCACCCGAACCCUUCCUGCAAGGAGCUACACUAUUGACACUUCCUACUUUUCUUCUGAGCCUUCGCUGAAAGAAGAGGAACCUCCUACGGCUGCUCCAGCUCGUGGCCGCGCUGCUUCUCCUCAGCCUACACAGACAGUGAACGCUGUAGACAGUCGUACAGAGACCAACAUCACCACAACAACCAACACUUCCAUCACUCCAGGCCUCAUCACCUCCACCCGCAGGUCUCAGCUUGCUGCAGCUGCACCCCCUGAAAGGAGGCUACUCUCUGAAGAUAAGAAAACAACCAGGACCGAGGAGGUGACCAAGAUAGUCACCGACUCCUUUAGCUCCGUGCAGAGGGUUUCAGAGCCCAGGCGCUCAAUGUGGGCCAAGCAGACCGAGCUGGAGGCCCCCUCUUCUGGUGCUUUUUCUAAACAACAGCAACAAAUAAAGCCUUCUCCCCCUCUCAGCUCCAUGGAAGCCAAACCUCCUGCAGUGUCUCAGGUUUCUGCCUCCCUCCCCAGGAGCUACCAGAGAUCAGAUAGCGCACGUAUAACCUCAGUCAUCGCACCAAAGCCUUUUGGGACCCAGUCCAGUCGGCUCAGCUCACUUUCCCGAGCCUCUACCAUGGAUGAUUCCUACAAGCGAGUCAACGGUGACGUGAACACUUCCAAAAAGACAUCGGUUCCGAGUCGCUACCAUGCAUUCAUGACCUCUGAGGACGAGGCCCAGUCCAGCUCAGCCCACAGCAGUGAGGAUGAAGAGGAGGAGGAGGAAGAGCAGCAGCAGUGGAAUGGGAGCGGAGUGAAGAGUGUCACCUCCACGCAGACUGUGGUCUCCACUCAGAGCGUCAAGAGUGCAGCUCCAGUCACUGCUGCUCCAGACACACAAAACAAACAGGAGAACUGCUGUGAGAUGCGGAUCAGCCUGAACCAGAAGCCAAACAGCAGCAAAGACUUUGGCUUCGUGGCAGCCUGGGACUCGACUGGAGCUCAAGUCACAUCUGUACAGCCAGGCAGUCAGGCUGCCAUGUGCCAGCUCCAGGUUGGUGAUGAGGUUUUGUCAGUGAACAAACAGCAGGUGGCAGACAUGAGCUACACAGACUGGAAGAACUGCAUGGAGGCAGCUCUGCAGGAGGGCAGUCUGGUCAUGGACAUCCUCCACCAUGGCCCAAACAACUGGGACAAAGCUCUACCUUCCCCACCAUUUAAAAGCCAUAAGACCAUCAAUCUGACCAGUAUGGAUCAUCCAAUACUUCUAGGUUCCCCUGAAAUCCUCACCACAAAGCCCAGUCUGGAUUUUACCUCACGGAUUUCCACAGAAACUCUGCAGCCCAAAGAGCUCUCUGCUAAGCCAGCAGUGGACUUGGCAUCAAAUGGAGUCAAUGCAAAUUUCUAUGAGCAGUCGGUCACCAUGAGGAACAAAGAGUCAGAACCCAUAUCUUUGAAAAACUUAAAACGGAGGUCAGAGUUUUUUGAACAAGGAGGACCAGAGACAACAGUGCCAGAUAUCCCUGUUCCUUCACUCACUCACUCCUCCAGCCGCUGGUCCUGGGACCCAGAGGAGGAACGCAAGAGACAAGAAAAAUGGCAGAAAGAACAGGAACGCGUUCUACAGGAGAAAUAUAAGCGUGAUCAGGAGAAACUGCAGGAGGAGUGGCAGAAGGCCCAGGAGGAGAUUUCAAAAAGUGAAGACCACCAAGAGUUCACAAGGAAAAACAGCCAAAUGUCUCGACUCCAACCAUCAGUUUCUACUCUGUGGGAAGAGGAGGAGAGAAGGAGAAAGCAGGAAGAGCAAGAGGUCCUCAGGAGGAUGGAGGAGAGAAGGAUACGUGAGGAGGAGGAGAGAGAGCGCCUGCGGCAAGAAGAGGAGGAGAGGAGACUAAGGAGGGAAAUGGAGGAAAAGAGAGAGCACCAGAGGCAGGAGGAAGAGAGGAGAAGAAGGGAAGAGGAGGAACAAGAGCUGCAGCGGCUCCAAGAGGAGAAAAAGAGGAAGGAGGAGGAGGAGAGGAAGAGAAAGGAAGAGGAAGAGAGAAAGAGGAUGGAGGAGGAGGUGAGGAAAAGAAAGGAAAAGGAGGAGAGAAUGAGAAGGGAGGCACAGGCGGAAGAGCUGAGGUGGCAGAGGCGCAGGGAGGAGGAGAAGAAGCGGCAGGAGGCGCUGGAGCAGCUGCGCAGGGAGAGGGAGAAGGCCUUCCAGCAGCAGGAGCAGUGGUCUGCUGGCUACCGCGUCCAGCCCACACUGUCCUACACAGACAGGGCCAAAUCCAAAUCCUCACCACAGCUGGACGAAGAAGACAGACCUCAGAGAAGAGGUGUGCAUGUGCAGACUGGUGGCAUGGCUCACUGGCUGCUUGAGGAGCAGCUGAAAAUAGCUGCUGACAGGGAGGCGCAGAGUCAGAGAGCUGCCUCGGAGCUGGAGCUUGAGAGGCGAAACAUCCUCAAUGCCAUGAGAUACAGAGAGCCAGAGAGAGUGAGCAGUGGUGGCUUUGAUGAAAAGAAGAGUCUGUCGCAGGCCGAGCUGGAGCGUCAGCAGAUCCUGAAUGAAAUGAAGAAGAAAACAUCGCUGCUCACAGACAACAGCUGGAUUCGCCAGUCCUCGUGCAGCACCACCUACAGCAAAGAGACCGACAUUCCACCCAUGCGCAGAGGUGAGUCUCUUGACAACUUGGACAGACACUCCUGGCGUUCGUCGUGGACACCAAGGAGCAACUCAUAUGCCCCCAGCUACAGCCGGCCCCACUCUGCCCUUUCUGGAAGCGCCUCCUUUUACAGUAGUACUGGUGGUGGACCAGGACUACAGGGGCCCAAAUCCUCCACCCUGCCCCCUUUUUAUUCCAUGGGCUUUCUCCAAGGUGGGGCAGGAACCCACUCCACACCCUGGUCCCAACAGAUGUCUCCUCCUUUGUCUCCAGAGCGUUUGUCUGAGUCAGGGCUUCAGCAGAGGAACAGGUCAGUGAGUGGAAAGAAAGUGUGUACAUUCUGUGACACUCCACUGGGAAAGGGAGCGGCCAUGAUCAUCGAGUCCCUGGGGCUCUGUUAUCAUUUGAGCUGUUUUAAGUGUAUUGACUGUAAAUCUGACCUCGGAGGAUCAGAAGCUGGAGCUGAAGUCAGGAUACGGAACAAACAGCUCUACUGUAACUCCUGCUACAUGCGAUUUAAAACUGGCCAGCCAACAGAGAUGUGAUGGACUACAGCAGAUCAAUGAAGAGACAACUUGUGACAACAACCCAUGAACAUUUGUCAAAUCCAUCAAAAACAGCUGGUUAACCUGGUUUGGACAUAAACGUCAGUUUGACUCUAAAAAAAAAGAAACUCUGUUUGACUCAUUGUCAGGAAUCAUGUUAAUGUUUUUACAGUGUGUGUGAUUGAGAGGAUGAACUCACCAAGACGUUAUCUGUUUGUUUAUAUCAUUAAGUAUUACAGCUGUAAAAAUUAAAAAACCAAUGUAAGGGAUCUGUUUGCACCAGAGUAUUGUUUAAAAAUAUUAUAGCCAUGAAAUUAGCCAAAUAACAAACUAACUCAUAUAAUAAUCAAAUAAUCCAUGCAGAGCUUUUUCUUCUCUUUGUCUUUAACUGAGAAAGAUUACUAUAUCUUAAACUUAAGCUAAGGAAGUGUGGGUCCCCAAAAUGAUCCACAGGUCGGCUGUCGAAUCACUGAAGGAAUGGGAGUUAACAGAAAACAGAAGCUUCUUGUCACCAAGCAAUCAUUAAGCAGUUUCCUGAAGAGGGUCCCACACUGUCAGUUUUGUAAAUUACAAUCCUAUUUAGAGUAAAAUGCAAGAUAAAGCAGAUGCCUGGCCAUGGCUCAGUCCCCACUGUGCCAAGUCCAAGUCCAUGUGAGUGUAAUGUAUUCGUUUUAGGUACAAUUCUGAUAAGAGUCGAGUCCUCACUGAUUGGGGGCUGGGGCUAAAACAAAAAAGGGGCAUUUCAAAAAUCACAUCAUAGAGCUAUGUCUAUACACUUUUAUGUUUGUGUCCAAGUCAUUUAGGUUGGUGUUUUAUUUAUUUACAAGCUAAGUUAUCUGGUUUGAUUCAAGGUUUGUGUCGCAGGAGUCCACUGUUAGUCACUAAAGAUUUUUAAAAGAGGUCUGAGUUGAGUCACAAAGGUUUUCAUCUGUGCAUAUGUACAGAGAAAACUCUGCCAGGAAGUAUACUUAUCCAAUUGUUCUAGUCCUUUACAAAUAAGCUUUUACUUCUUUUUCCUCUAAAUGGGAUUGAAAAAAAUGACAUUGUAGUUACUUUAAGAAAGCCUGAUUUGAAAAAAAAAACCUUCACAAUGAACUUCUGAUGAGAACAUGAGCAGCAUUUUAAACCAAAUCAGAUGAAUUUAUAUCUUCAUGUUAACUUUCAUGCCUACUUAUCGUAAUCUAUUCUUAGGGUUCUACUGGUCACUGUGUCCAUUCCCUAUAUAGAGUUUAAGAUUCUUACCUGUCUGUCAACUGUCAUGUGAAUGUGCCUUUGCAUUUUAUAGAGAAUUAAGGUAAAUAUAAUACAAUUCUUUCCUGACACUGUAUAUAUGGGUAUAAGGACCCAUGGGCUCAGAUAUCCCCUGCCUGCUGUUAUCAUGGACAGACAGGAGAGUAAAAAAAAACACAGAAGCAAGUUUCCUUUUGAAGAAUCUACUGUUAUCCUAUUCAAUGGCAUUGAAGCAAACGAUAAAUUUGUAAAUAAAAUAAAAUAAAAGGAAAAGAUAAAUCC